UGUGUCUAAAAGAAAAAGAGCAAGGGAUUGGUAUAGACCCCACUUUAUCCCAAAGUCUCCAAUGUGUCACAACAUCAUUGAGUAACCACCGCAUCCACGAAAACGCAAUCCAAACCCAAUCUAUUUGGAAGGAUUCAAUUUCAUAGAAAACAAACAAUAAUAACAAGGACCAAAAAAUCUACCAUCACCAUAACUUUGCUCACAUAUAUCUGAUUCAGAUCCAAACCAUAGAUUAGAUCUAAAAUGGCAACAACCACCUUUGCAACCGUCGUAGGAAUGGGUGGCGCAUCACGUCUCGCCUCAGGGUUUGUGAAACCACAAGUGAUGGCCAGGAAUCGCUUGAGGCAAGCUAUGGCACGGGGAAAUGGUGGGAGGGUUACAUGCUUCCAGAGGGAUUGGCUGCGGAGGGAUUUCAAUGUGAUUGGGUUUGGGUUAAUUGGUUGGUUGGCACCGUCUAGCAUACCGGCUAUCGACGGUAAAAGUCUGACUGGACUUUUCUUUGAUAGCAUUGGAACUGAACUUGCUCACUUCCCAACCCCUCCUGCUCUCACUUCACAGUUUUGGUUAUGGCUGAUCUGUUGGCAUUUGGGACUGUUCAUCUCCCUCACUUUUGGCCAAAUUGGUUUCAAGGGAAGGACUGAGGAGUACUUUUGAUUUUUAAUUCAUAAUAACUUAUGUGGUAUUUUAUUGCUUUUUUAUAUCAUUUUCAGCCUUGUAAUAUACCAUGUAUCUUUGCUACCGUUUCCAUCCUACUAGAAAAAACUCGUGUAAUGCCUUCAUAAUGUUGUAUAUUAUUAUUA
Molecule: messenger RNA, 800 nt
Organism: Cicer arietinum (chickpea)
Lineage: Eukaryota; Viridiplantae; Streptophyta; Magnoliopsida; Fabales; Fabaceae
Product: photosystem I subunit O
Source: RefSeq, a predicted model, not a curated record